Molecule: messenger RNA, 608 nt
Organism: Desarmillaria tabescens
Lineage: Eukaryota; Fungi; Basidiomycota; Agaricomycetes; Agaricales; Physalacriaceae
Exons: 5
Coding region: 37-594 (185 amino acids)
Biological process (GO): cell surface receptor signaling pathway
Source: RefSeq, a predicted model, not a curated record
GCUUUACAGCACGCACAUUUCUAAACAACCACCAUCAUGUCCGCUCUCAACGCCUCUCUCCAAGUCGCCAACAUCGUCGAAGCUUCCGGUAUACCAUACGUCGAGAAUCUGGCCAAGCUUGCUGUGGCCGUCAUAGAGUUGCUCGAGAAGAAAGGAAAGAAUAGAGAAGACGUGAAGGAGCUCUGCGAGAGCAUCAACAAUACAGUUGCCGUUAUCCAAACACUUGUCGCUAAGCAUGGCGAGCGAGGUGCGGCAUAUUUCAAGGGCAUUUGUUCAGAGAUGAUAGAAUAUCUCUCUGGCAUGUCCCACGAUCUGCAAGACAUGCAGGGCAAACACCGCGGAAUCAAAGGCAUCUUUAAUGUUAACAAGAUCCAGGAUAAGAUCAAAGGUUACAAGAGGCGUGUCGAUGACUUGAAGAUGGACUUUUUGAUCCACACAACGGGCGACAUCAUGUUGAUGCUCACUGAGAUCAACUACAAGCUAGCUGUGCAGGAAACCGGAUCGCAAGAACAGCCAGUGACCAUUCAGAUCACGAUUAUAUGCUGUGUUUUUUUUGUAGAUGAGCACCCAUUGCUGAUAUCGGAUUAUCAUUGAUGUAUAGUAGUGGA